AAAAAAUUGUAACAGUUUAAUAGAAUUAAAAAAUGUUUUUUAAAUAUUAAAAAACAUACAAAAAAAUUACCAAAAAGAUGUUCAUGUAUAAAUUUCUGUCUUAAACUGUUUCUUCAUUUCCGAUUAUUAAGAUGGAAUUUUCCAAAGUAGCAGACUCAUGUUUUACAUGGACAAUAAAUGAUUUUGAAAAAUCUUGCACUGAUUCGUUAAAAAAGAAAAAUCUUUGUUCAUCAAGUUUUACAACUUCAAUAGAACCAAGUAGACAGUGGAAUUUAGUUCUUUCUUUAACGGAAAAAUUUGGCGAACAUUGUGAACGUUGUAAAUUAAUAAGACCAAAAAAAUAUCCACCCGAGCCUUGUAAUGUAAAACUCGACAGAAAAAUUAUCAAUUUAGAAUUGAUUUGCGACAAAAUUAUUGAAAAUCCAGCAGAUAUAAAAGUUAAUAUUUCAAUAAUAAAAAAUCUUGAAAAAAUUUACACCAGAAGUUUUAUAACAUCUGGAGAUGAGACAAAUUUUGGUUUCAAUAAUUUCAUUGAUUUUGAUGAAUUAAUGAAAAUAAUUAAUGACAGUCAAUUAGAAAUAUUUGUUGAAAUGUUUUUAAAAGCUGACGAGAAAAAUAGCGAUUUUAAAGUGUUUAUGAAUUCCAAAUUUUUGAGUGAUAUUCAAAUUUUAAUACAAGAUCAAAAGUUCUACGCUCACAAGGUAAUGUUAGCAGCAAAAAGUCCAUAUUUCAACGAUUUAUUUGAAAAAGAUAAAGAAAUGAAGAAAGUAAAUAGUCUUGAUUGUAUAAAACCAGACGCCUUUAUUGAAAUUUUAAAUUACAUUUAUUCUGAUAAUAUUGAAAAUUGGUCGUUGUCUUGCGAUAUUUUAUUGGGGGCAAAUCUUUUAAAAAUUGAUAAUCUUAAAUCAGAAUGUGAGGAAUAUUUAAGAAACAAUAUAACAAUGGAAUGCGUAAGUCCAGUUUUGAUGUUGGCUGUUGCGUGUGAUACAAAAUUUUUAUUGAAACACUGUCUUUAUUAUAUUAUGAAAAAUGUGAAUAAUCUUGCUAAAUCGGAUAAUUUUCAAUGUUUAAAAACUGAACCACUUAUAAUAUUGAAUAUUCUCAAACAAUUAUUUCAACACACAGCUAAUGGAGAUUUAUCAAUUACUGAUAAUAUAAGACUCUCAUUUAAAAAUAGUGAAUCACAAAUUAAUUGUCAAAUGUUAAAAGAUUAUGAACCAUUUUUAUAUAGCGAUAUUUUAAGUGAUAUUAUAAUUAAAGUUGAGGAAAAAAUUUUUCAAUGUCAUAAAUUGGUUCUUGCUGCAAAAAGUUCAGUAUUACGUAGAAUGCUAAUGUGUAAUAUGAAAGAGGCUAUUGAUAAUUUUAUUCAAAUUAAAGAUAUGAAAGCUCAAGUAUUUCAAGAAGUACUCAGAUACAUGUACACUGGAAGAGUGGAAAAACUACAAGAUUAUGCACUCGAUAUUUUAAAAGCUGCUGAUCAAUAUGAUUUAGAACAUUUAAAAAAAUUGUGCCAAGAAUUUUUGGUUGACCAUUUAACGCAAGAUAAUGUCGUUGACAUUGUGAAAAUUGCAAACACAUAUAAUGCAUCGUUCCUAAGAAAGGGUUGCAUUUAUUUUAUUGUAAAGCAAAUGAUUUUUUAUUCAAAAAUGGAUCGAGAGCCGAACAAAAUUAUUUUGGAUAGUCUUACUGAGAAUCAUUCUAAUAUUCUUUUUGAAAUUCUUCAAGUCUUAACCAAAAAUUGUCACAUUUAUCACUAUUAAAAUGAAUGUUUGCUGCAUUAAAAAAAAAAAUUUUUGCAAUCCGUGAAAAAUUGUUAUUACAAAAAGCACACUAGAAAUAUUUUUCAAUACAUGAAUGACUAGAACUGUUUGCGAACUUUUUUGAAUCAUUUCUCGCUUGUCUUUGCGCAUUUCACUACCUAUAUUUUUUAGUCCUAACUCUCAACAAAUGGAAUUUUCAAAAGUAGCCGAUACAUGUUUCACAUGGACAAUAAAUGAUUUUGGAGAAUUAAAUAUUGAUUCUUUGCCAGAAAAAAAUUUUACUUCGACAAAUUUCACAACAUUAAAGGAUCCAAAUAGAAAUUGGCAAUUACUUCUCUCUAUAAAUAAAUUAAAUCAAAUUUUUCGUUCAAUAUCAAAAUGUGAUAAUUCUAAUUGUUUAAAAAAAACAUUAACCAAAAAGAUUAUUAAUUUGAAAAUUUUUUGCAAUGAAACUACCACUAAUCCAGAGGAUAUGAAAGUUGAUAUUUCAAUGAAAAACAAUUUUGAAAAAUUAACUAGAAGUUUCAUUAUUUCGGGAAACGAAAAGGAAUUCUUUUAUGAAAAUGUUAUCGAUUGUGAGACAAUGUUAAAAAUGAUUCAAGACGGGAAACUAGAAAUAUUUGUUGAAAUGUUUUUUCGAAUUGAGAAGAAAAUAAAAUUUUUCGAAAUAAUCAGAAAUUCCGAAUUUUUGAGUGAUAUACAAAUUUUAAUAAUGGGUCGAAAAUUUUAUGCGCACAAGGCUAUUUUAGCUUCGAGAUGUCCAUUCUUCUAUCAAUUAUUUCAACAAGAGAAAGAAAUUAACGAAUUUAAGAAUCUUGAAAUAAUGCCAAAAAUCUUUACGGAAAUUUUAAAGUACAUUUACUCCGACUAUUUGGAAA
Leptopilina boulardi is the source of this 2638-nucleotide messenger RNA. Its product is annotated as speckle-type POZ protein-like. Gene Ontology annotation, cellular component: cytoplasm. The record is from RefSeq and is a predicted model, not a curated record. Gene Ontology annotation, biological process: proteasome-mediated ubiquitin-dependent protein catabolic process; regulation of proteolysis. The transcript is spliced from 7 exons. Bases 132 to 1760 code for a protein of 542 amino acids. Lineage: Eukaryota; Metazoa; Arthropoda; Insecta; Hymenoptera; Figitidae. Gene Ontology annotation, molecular function: ubiquitin protein ligase binding.